GAUGGGUGUGCCUUCAGCCAAAUGGCACAUGUCUCUAAAAAUAAACUAGCUACAGAGACGGAUUGAAGGAUGGCUUCUAGUUUGCUGUUUGCCACGCUUUUGCUCCUGCCCUGCCUUGCCUCUUGUGCCUUUCCCUGGCCAGACAAUGUCACACAGCACAAGGGAUACAUUGAGGUGAAUAAGACUCAUGGAGCGAACUUGUUCUACUGGUUCUUCGAGAGUCGUCAGACCCCUGAGAAGGACCCCCUGGUGGUGUGGCUCACUGGGGGGCCGGGCUGCUCAAGCAUGCUGGCUCUCCUUGUUGAGAAUGGCCCCUUCCUUAUUCCCGAGGGCAAGACUGAACCAGAGAUCAACAAAUAUGGCUGGAACUCAUUUACCAACGUGAUGUUUAUUGACCAGCCUGUUGGCACUGGGUUCUCGUACGUCACUAGUCCCCUGGGUUACGUCACUAACGAGAAGACCAUCGGCACAGAGCUCUGGACUAUGAUACAGGAGUUUUACGCUUUGUACCCUAAGUAUGCCAACCUGGACCUCUACAUUGUGGGAGAGAGCUAUGCUGGGCACUAUGUCCCUGCCACUGCUCAGGUCAUCCUGGAGAGCAACUCUGUCUAUGUCAAGAAUCUGAAGGGAAUUGGCAUUGGGAACGGAUGGGUAGACCCGUACAUUCAGUACCAAGCAUAUGCACAGUUUGCUUCGCAAAAUAAGCUGAUCAACGAGUCGACAGUCAAGAUAGCCGGUGUCAUGUACGACGCCUGCAAGUUGCUUAUAGACACUGGUGUGUGGUUGGCUGCCUUCCCCGAAUGUCAGAUUAUUGAGACGUUUGUAUUGGAGGCUGCUGAAAUUCACUUGGGACGUAGUGUCAAUGUGUACGACAUACGCAAGAAGUGCGAAGAUCCUCCACUCUGCUACAACUUAUCCAGGGUGGGCACAUUUUUGAACCGUAAAGAUGUCCAAGCAGACCUGGGAGUGAAUCGCACGUGGGAGUCCUGUACAACAGGCAUACACUUACUGUGUAACUAUGUAUACGGAGUGUACACACUAGCUGUUGUUUGCAGUUGCUUGGUGAGUGACUGGAUCAAGGAUUUCAAGUCGGCUACUGGUUACAUCCUAGACCAGGGUCGGAGGGUGGUUGUGUACAGCGGGAAGGAGGACUACAUCUGUAACUAUCUGGGGGGAUCGGAGUGGACCAACGUGACUAAAUGGAAGAACCAGGAAGCGUUUGAGAAGGCAUCCCUUGUUCAGUUGAAGGAUGCAGAGGGAAAAGUGAUCGGGGAGGUCAAGAGUGGUGGAGGGCUUUCCUUCGUACAGGUGGAGGGAGCGGGACACAUGGUACCCAUGGACCAGCCUAUAGCAGCUCUGAACAUAUUGGACCACCUGGUCAACUCUCCUUUCCCUUAAACAAUCCUCCCCCCUCCCCGAACUAUGAACUAUGAACUAUGAACUAUGAACUGUUACUAUAUAUAACCUAUAUAUAACCUUUUAAGUUUUGUACAAUCAUGCCAAAUAAAUUAUUAUUUUGUAUAACGUA
Molecule: messenger RNA, 1528 nt
Organism: Halichondria panicea
Lineage: Eukaryota; Metazoa; Porifera; Demospongiae; Suberitida; Halichondriidae
Product: serine carboxypeptidase S10 family member 1-like
Exons: 11
Coding region: 70-1398 (442 amino acids)
Biological process (GO): proteolysis
Molecular function (GO): serine-type carboxypeptidase activity
Source: RefSeq, a predicted model, not a curated record